Symbiodinium sp. CCMP2592 is the source of this 2670-nucleotide messenger RNA. NCBI's taxonomy places the organism in Eukaryota, Dinophyceae, Suessiales, Symbiodiniaceae. The record is from the annotation of a GenBank genome assembly.
AUGCCCGUGGGAAGAAGUCGAAGCAGGCAAACUCAGCUUGGUGCUGCGACACUGGUAGGUGCCUCCACAUUGCUGGUGGGCCGGCGAAGGCAGCGAUUACGGCGGCUGAGCCGCAGAGUUUUCGACCGAUUCCGGCAGGAUGCCAUCACGGCGAUCUACAGUGCCCAGGAGGAAGCCUUAAGACGCAGUCACGGAGUGGUUUCCACUGAACUCAUCAUCUUCGGAAUCUUCUCCGAGGAGCAGAAGGGUGCCAACCUCAUAGCCAAGACUGCUUUGGUUCGGAAAGGCGUUACUCGCGAGGCCUUGAAGCGCUUCAUCGCCACCAGCCCAAAACCCGUGUCAGACGCCUCAGGAUCUGGUUCCCUGCCAUUCAGCGAGAAUGCCAGGCUACUGUUCGACACAGCAAAUGAAGGAACGGUUGGCAACACGGAAGUCGGCUGCGAGCAGUUGCUUCUGGCCCUCGGCGAUGACAGGCUGGCCCAAAGUGGUGGGGCCAAGAUGCUUGCAGGCCUUGGGCUUUCGGGAAGUGCCCUUCGAGAAGCCGUCUCGGAAGCAGCGUCAGCACCUCGGGCCGGGGCGCAGAGGGAGCGACAGCUCGCGGCCGUCGGGGCGGAUGAGUCGAGCGGAGAGUCGGACAUGACUUUGGACGAAGUGGCCACAGAUCUGACGCAAAUGGCGUUGGAUGGUUUGCUGGAUCCAGUGGUUGGUCGGCAGGAGGAGAUGGAUCGGAUCAUCCAGAUCCUGUUGCGGAAGCGCAAGAACAACGCUUGCCUGGUGGGUCCUCCUGGCGUCGGGAAGACGGCAGUGGUCGAAGGCCUGGCCAUUCGGAUUGCCGAGGGCAAGGUGCCAAAUCGCCUGAAGGGGAAGCAGGUUUACUCUCUCGACUUGGGCCAGCUUGUCGCUGGUACGAAGUACCGUGGGGAGUUUGAAGACCGUUUGAAAAAGGUCAUCAACGAGGUGACCAGUGACGAGAGGGACGUCUGCCUCUUCAUCGACGAGAUCCAUCAAAUUGUGGGAGCUGGUGCUGCAGGUGCAGACUCCUCCAUGGACGCGGCCAACCUUCUGAAACCCUCGCUUGCGCGUGGUGAGCUGCAAGUGAUUGGGGCAACCACAGCAGAUGAGUACACGAAGCAUAUUGAGAAGGAUGCCGCACUCGAACGCCGGUUCCAGCGUGUGAACUGCGAGGAGCCCAAGGUGGCCGAGAGCAUCGAGGUCUUGGAGGGACUCCGGCCUGCAUACGAGGCUCAUCACGGAGUUCUCCUGACCCCAGAAGCUCUUCAGGCUGCCGUGCGGCUUUCGGACCGCUAUGUCAACGACCGCUUCUUGCCAGACAAGGCAGUCGACCUGAUUGACGAGGCAAGCAGCUUGGCCCAGUGGAGGAUAGAGAUGGAAUUGGAGGAGGCGAACAACCAGGUCGAUCCGGGUGAACUGUCCAAGCCUCUGGUGACGGCACAAGAUGUUGCAACAGUUCUUGCAAAGUGGUCAGGCAUUCCGGUGGAGCGGCUUUCCGAGGGCGAGUCAGACCGGCUUAUGCGCCUCGAGGAGACACUGGAGCAGCGCAUCAUUGGUCAGUCGCCUGCUGUCAGCGCCUUGUCGCGCGCAGUGCGACGAGCACGGAGUGGCCUGGCAGGAUCCAGCCGCCCCACAGCUUCGUUCUUCUUCGCUGGCCCAACAGGCGUUGGCAAGACGGAGCUGUGCCGAGUGUUGGCAGAGGAGUACUACGCAGAUCUCAAGGCCAUGGUGCGCCUCGACAUGAGCGAGUUCUCCGAGCCCCACAGCGUUUCGCGACUCAUCGGGGCUCCGCCCGGCUACGUCGGCUACGACGACCCUCGUAGUGGCCAGCUGACUGAGGCUGUGCGUCGACGGCCAUACAGCGUCGUGGUCUUGGAUGAGAUUGAGAAAGCCCACUCUGAGGUGCUCAACCUUCUCUUGCAAGUGCUGGAAGACGGACGCCUGACGGACGGAAAGGGCAGAACCGUGAGUUUCUCCAACUCCAUCAUCGUGAUGACCUCGAACGUGGGGAGUCAAGAAAUUCUCCAGCAGGCUUCUGGCGUGGGCACGUAUGACCAGCUGCGUGCAGCGGUCCAGCGGCAGUUGCAGCAGAAGUUCAGGCCGGAGUUUCUGAACCGCAUCGACGAGCUGCUCAUCUUCCGAGCGCUGUCAGAGAAGGAGUUCAAGCAGAUUGUGCGACUGGUUCUGGGCAAUGCAAGAAAGCGAGCGACCCUGGCCUUCGAGGAGGCCGCCUUGCAGAGCGGGCGACCAGCAGAAGCACUUGAGCUUUCAUGGACGGCCGAAGUGGAGGAGAUCGUGCUGGCUUCCGGCUCCAAUGCGGUUUACGGCGCACGGCCUUUGCGACGUGCAGUGCAGCGCAUCUUCGAGGAUCCUGUCGCAGAGUUCCUGGUUUCUGGGGCCUUGAGUCAGGGUGGGACUGCCACCGUCGACGUGGACGGCGGUGACGUUGUGAUUCGGUACCGUGGCGAAACUUUGCGGCCCGCAUGUGCGGCCACAGUAACGACGGAGGCAUUGGUCAUUCCACGAACCCAGGAGGUCAAGAAGAACAACAAGGUCCCUUCUGCCGUCGCAGUGUUCCGGGCUCAGCUGCUUUCUGCGUUCCACGCGACACAGCAGGGCGAGGCUAAACUUGCCCCAGCUGCUAUCCAAUUCAGCUAG